Messenger RNA from Entelurus aequoreus (snake pipefish), 803 nucleotides. RefSeq names its product lactose-binding lectin l-2-like. The transcript has 9 exons. NCBI's taxonomy places the organism in Eukaryota, Metazoa, Chordata, Actinopteri, Syngnathiformes, Syngnathidae. Gene Ontology annotation, molecular function: signaling receptor activity. The coding region runs from base 182 to 661 and encodes 159 amino acids. The record is from RefSeq and is a predicted model, not a curated record.
AGAAGCAGAGGUUUUGGUACCGAAUCUAAGACAUCCAUCGAUAUUCUACACUUCCUAUCCUCAUUAUGGUCGCGGGUACACUGGAAGCUACGUCAGCCAACCUUUGGCAAUAGGGCAGUGUCAACAUAUAAAAGGAAGGCCGUCUGAUGCCCUCUCCAUCACCACCACCACCUCCACCAAGAUGGCAUUUACUCUGCGCGUGUUGUUCCUCCUUUGCGGUAUCAGUGGACUGUUUACCGGCGCUUUGUCUAAAGAUAGCAAAAAGGAUGAUAACUGCUGUCCUGAGGGUUGGACUCAAUUGGACAAUCACUGUUACGUCGUCCAUACUGAUCCCAGGACUUUUGCAGAUGCGGAGGAAGUCUGCCAACUUCUUCAUGGCAAUCUGGCCUCAGUCACCAGCGCUGUGAAAAAUGUGCUUGUCUACCAACUGGUUUUGGCAGAAGGUUUGUCGGACGCUUGGAUUGGAUACCAUGAUGCCCUCGAGAACUCCGAUUUUCUUUGGACCGACGGCAGCGAUCCUGAUGCCUUCGUUAACUUUGUUGGAGGUGCGCCUACCGACGCGGGUGACUGUGUGAUUAUCACUACAGACGGUGAGUGGUCUGAUGUCGACUGCGAAACAUUGGAGCCAUAUGUGUGCAUCACAGAAGCUUGCUGCCACUAACCAACAUGUCCCCGACUCUGACUUUAGCUGUGUCAUUUUAUGUCUCUGGAUUGACAAGGAAAUCUUCUUUUCUUCUUCUACAUGGCAUGACAGUCAAUCAAACACAUUUGCAACUUCAUCUCACGUGAAAUAAAAAGAUUCA